AUGAAUUGUGUUUGUGACAACGAUGAAGAAGAAGGUAAUUUAUCAAAGGAUUUUACAUUGGAGUGUUGGAAGUACAAAGAUUUAGAAUAUAUGCUAAAAGACAUUAAUAAUGAUUGUAAAAAUUUAUAUGAAAGAGGUGCAGGAAGAGGGAGAAUAAAAUCAGAUGAAUCUUUUGUAAAAAGUAAAAAUUCAGGGUACUCUAUAUCUUCUUUUUCUUCAAAAAAAUAUACUUCUUCAAGUAAUUCAUCCAAUUUAAACAGAUCCGACUAUUGUAGUAGUUCUUACGAUGAAAUAGACUAUUUGUCUUUAAGCGAUAAAUUAUCUAUUAAUGAAGAUUACAGGAAUAAAGAGGAUUAUAAUUCAACUAAUAGCUUAAGCAAUAGCAGCAAAAAUGAAAGUUACAAUAAUUCAAGUGAGCAAAGCAUUAACGAUAGUUCUGUUAUUCUAUCUAAAAAUAGGAGUAAAAAAAAUAGCAGGUACAGUACUACUAAAAAGAGUAGUAGUAAUAGUAGUAGCCAUAGCAAUAGCAUCAGUAAUACCAGUAAUGAACAAAGAUAUGAAGAUACAAAAAAUAUGUACUAUAACUGCAUACGCAUAUUUUCGUUAAAUGCUUACCUGUACAACGACAUUUUCAGAUAUAACCCUCAUCUGUACGGUAUUUACGAGACUUGCAGGAAUAAUGAAAAUAGAUGUAAACAAAUUGCGCAUUUAUGUUCGCAGUUUGAUUUAAUAUUUUUGAGAUCAGUUUAUGGAAAAUAUCAGAAAAUAUUGUAUGAUAAAUUGAAAUGUACACAUACUAUAUUACUUGAUAAUGUACCUUCAUCAUAUAACUUUUUAAAUGAAAUUUUGUACACGUUCCAAAAUUAUUUUUAUGGUAAUGGGGGGCUAUAUAUUUGUUGGACUAAGAAAUUAUUUCAUCUAUCCUAUUAUGAUUACAUGUUUUUAUCAUCAGAUAUCUUAUUUAAAAGGAAAGUUAUCAAAGUAGUAAAAUUAAUUUAUAAAGAAAAAUAUAAUUUAUAUUUCUUCCUAUGCGAAUUCGAUUUAUAUAGUUUACAAAAUAAAAUGAGUAAUUUAGAUGAUUUAAUUGUAUUAAUAAAGAAAACAUUUUGGAAAAUAUAUUUAUUUCAGCUAUUUUAUAAAAACAGGAAGAGUCUAAAGAGGAGUGAUGAAAAGGUGGACAAUGAAAAUGAAAGUGUGUUUCACGAGGAAACGCAGGUAAAUGAAAUGAUAACAAAAAUAAAUAAGGAAGGGGAAGAAUGUGCAAGGAAAAGGAAUAGACAUUACGUUGCAAAAAAUGAUAUCGAUUCUGACAGAAAUGGAGCAAUCAAUUAUAGCAUCAAUGGUAAUAGCGCUUGUAGUAGCAACCAUAGUAGCAUAAGUAAUGGUGGUAGAUAUUACGACAAUGACAAUAACUUAAAUCAUGGUCAUAAGGACAAACCUAUAUCAACUAUGAUUUUUAGAAACAGCUCCACGUUCGUUAUUGGCAGUUUUAAUAUAGAUGUACAUGAGAACAGAAAUUUAUACGAAAAACUUGUAAGCUUAAAUGGUCACGGAAAAAUGAAGGAUUUAUAUUUUUAUAAAAAUAUCACAUAUAAGCUACAAAAAACUUACAGUGUCGUUGAUAGGAAAAACACUUUAGUUAGUGGUUUAAAUUAUUGUUUCGGUUUAACAGAUAAUAUUUUCGUAGUAGAAUCUAUUUUCAUAAAUAGCGAAGAUAUUGAUGAUUUAAUUUAUUUAUACAACCCGAAAGAAGUAGUAAAAGAAAAAAUAACCAUUUUGAAGAAAUCAAUAAAUAACUAUACUUUAGAUAACUUUCCUAAAUUAAUUAAUAAAAAUGGCAUUUUAAUGAAAUUUAAACAGGUACAUAAUUAUGGUGUAGAUAUAUUAACACAAAAAAAGAAUAAAGAACUAAGUGAUCAUUGGAUAUUAUCAUCUCGAAUUCAUUUAAAAAAUGUGAGUAGAACGAUAAAUUUACAAAUAGAAGAGCAGCUGUCUAAUUUUAUAAUAAACGUUGAUAAGUAUUUUAUUCUUAAUAAAAAAUUUUAUGAUGAAUUAUGCGAAGUGAAAUCUGUCCUAAAUAGAGGAGACGAAAGAGAUAUGGAAAGUAAAAGAAGGGGAAGCAAAACUGGAAUAUAUGCAUCUGAGCCUCUAAAGAUUGAAAAGUAUAAUUAUUUCAAAAAUUGUAUUGUAUGCAGUGAAAACAUAAAUAAUAUUAAUAAAAUAGAUAUUAAGCUGAAAGAUAUUCUGUCAAAAUGUUUUGAAUCUGGAGAAAUGAAGCCGCAAAAUAAUGAAAAACGUAAGUAA
Plasmodium malariae is the source of this 2304-nucleotide messenger RNA. Its product is annotated as conserved Plasmodium protein, unknown function. The transcript has a single exon. The record is from RefSeq and is a predicted model, not a curated record. NCBI's taxonomy places the organism in Eukaryota, Apicomplexa, Aconoidasida, Haemosporida, Plasmodiidae. Bases 1 to 2304 code for a protein of 767 amino acids.